Messenger RNA from Octopus sinensis (East Asian common octopus), 468 nucleotides. Its product is annotated as transient receptor potential cation channel subfamily M member 8-like. The record is from RefSeq and is a predicted model, not a curated record. Lineage: Eukaryota; Metazoa; Mollusca; Cephalopoda; Octopoda; Octopodidae. The annotation marks the transcript as partial. The transcript is spliced from 4 exons. Gene Ontology annotation, molecular function: monoatomic cation channel activity. Gene Ontology annotation, biological process: monoatomic cation transmembrane transport.
AGAUCGCAGUAUGUAAGGAAUUUUAGAAGGGAUAAUCCUUUCGCAUGGCUGUAUGACUUGGAUCCUAAUCAUUCACAUUUUAUCCUUGUUGAAAAUGGUACUCCAGAUAAGUUCAGAAGAAUGUUUGAAUAUACUAUUGCAGAAAUGAAUAUUCCAGAGAGAGAAGUCAAGAUUCCAGCUGUUGUAGUAUUGGUUGGAGGUGAACUGGAAACUCUGAAGUCAGUGUAUGAUUCAAUAUCACGCAACAUCCCAGUUGUAAUAGUAAAGGAUUCUGGUCGAGCAGCAGAUAUUAUGGCAAAAGCUUACCAAACAAAACUCAAAAAUUCAAAUGAAGAAGAUGAAGACAAAAAUGACAGAUCAGAUCAAGCAGUAGGUAUCAUGAAACAACAUGAAAACACAUUAAUAGAAAUGGUAAUUAUGAAUAAAUCUAGUAUGGGUUUAACCAGUUCUGGGCACCUGGCUCUGGCU